This is a messenger RNA of Clunio marinus, 1668 nucleotides long. The record is from the annotation of a GenBank genome assembly. Lineage: Eukaryota; Metazoa; Arthropoda; Insecta; Diptera; Chironomidae.
CUUGCCAUAAUAUCAUGUUUAUUAAAAACGAUUCUAAGUUAGAAGCUUCUCUUUAAUAUAUAUUUUUAAAUUUUCAUUACGUUACUUUGCUAUUUUAAAUUAAGGUAUGGAAAUAACUACUUUCGAGUCAUUAGGUUUAGAGCCUUGGAUAUGCAAACAACUUAAGAAAAUCGGUUUAAAGCAACCUACCGAUGUUCAAAAACAUUGCAUUCCUAAAAUACUAUCGAACAGAGAUUGCGUUGCAGCAGCAAAAACCGGAAGUGGAAAAACAUUCGCUUUUGCCCUACCAAUUAUUCAGAAGCUAGCAGAAGAACCAACACAUAAUUUUGCUUUAGUUUUAACGCCUACCCAUGAACUUGCUUAUCAAAUAGCUGAACAAUUUUUAAUAACAGGUCAACCAAUUGGAAUUCGAGUUUGUGUUGUAGCGGGAGGCACUGACCAGAUGCUUGAGAGUUUGCAACUUCAAAAUCGACCACAUAUAGUUAUCGCAAUGCCUGGAAGAUUGGAAGCUCACUUAACUGGCUGUAAUACAUUUUCUUUUGAUUCGAUAAAAUUCCUUGUGAUUGAUGAAGCUGAUCGUAUGCUUAGCGGAAGUUUUGAUGAAUCUUUAGUAGUCAUAGAACAAUUUCUACCGAAAACCCGACAAAACAUUUUCUUUUCCGCAACAUUACAAGAAAAUCUUAAAGCAAAAGUUUUAUUCCCUUCAAGUGAUGCAUACGAAUGGUAUGAAGAAGCAUCUGUAAAGACAGUUGAUACAUUAGAUCAGCGUUAUGUUCUUUGUACCGAAUUUGAUCGCAACAUGGUGCUGUUUGAAACAUUAAGGAAAUAUAAAGAAGAUCACGAAGAUGGAAACGUUAUAAUAUUUACUCAAAAGAAGAAAGAUUGUCAGAUACUUUCAAUGGCAUUAAAUUCAAUUGGCUUUGAAAAUGUAUGCUUACAUGGAUAUAUGAGUCAAAAGGAAAGAGUUUCCUCACUUUGUAAAUAUAAAUCGAACAUUGUACGAAUUUUAAUUGCAACAGAUGUAGCAAGUAGAGGAUUAGAUAUUCCAAAUGUUCAAUUUAUAAUUAAUCAUCGAUUGCCAAAGUUUGCUAAUGAAUAUAUUCAUAGAGUUGGAAGAACGGCAAGGGCAGGAAAGUCAGGCAUGGCUGUAACAUUAUUCAGGUUUCCUGAAGAUUUGAAUUUUCUAGAAAAAAUUGAAAGUUUAAUCAACACGAAACUUAAAGAACAUGUUAUUGAUCAACGUUUAGUAGAACAAAUUUUCAUGCAAGUCAAAGUUGCAGUUAUUGAGGCCGAAUUGAUAAUCGAUAAUUCAAAGUUUGAUGAAAAAGCUGCAAAUUAUAGAAGAAAGAAGUGGUUGGAAGACGGUCUUGAUCCUGAAGAACAAGAAGAAAUUUGGCAAAAAUCAAUCAAAGAAAAAAUUAAGGAAAGAAAAGCCAGAAGAAAAGAUUUGAAUAAAAAAUUUCCUGUUACUACUUCAAGCCCUGAAAAGAAUGAAAAAACUUCAAAGAAAGUUGAAAAAAUUCAUCAUAAUAAAAAGAAGAAAGUCAGUUUAUAAAAUCAAGUGAUUGAGUAGUUAUAAUUAACUAAUUUUUGUAACAAAAUUUAUAUUUGAUAAUGUGAAAUGAUGGCAAAUAAUAAAAAAAUCACAGUAAAUGAACCGAAAUUAAA